This is a messenger RNA of Oryza brachyantha (malo sina), 1147 nucleotides long. Its product is annotated as putative protein Brevis radix-like 5. The record is from RefSeq and is a predicted model, not a curated record. The transcript is spliced from 2 exons. Lineage: Eukaryota; Viridiplantae; Streptophyta; Magnoliopsida; Poales; Poaceae. Bases 1 to 990 code for a protein of 329 amino acids.
AUGCACGUGUGCUUCCAUGGCGGCGCUGUCGCCAGCGGCGGCGGUGGCGGAAGGAUCGCCAAGUCCAUCCGGGACUUCACCAAGAUCUUGAUUAGUCGUGGAAGCGGGAGCAACGCGCGGGCGCGGCGGCGGCAGAUGCGGCGAUGUAAAGAUGCCGCGCCGGCGGCGAUGGCAUCCGCGUCCGCGAAGAUCGCGCCGGCGCAGCUGCAGGAGGAAGAGGAGGCGGCGCAAGGAGGGGGUAGGGAACAAGGAUUCUGCGACAAGUGCUGCUCCUCUUUGAUGGAAGCCGGCGGCGCGGAGGAGGAGGCGGCGGCGAACAUGACGGAGGAGGGUGACCGGGAGUGGGUGGCGGAGCCGGAGCCGGGGGUGCUGUUGACGCUGGCGCCGCGGCCCGACGGCACCACGAACUGCCUCCGGAGGAUACGGUUCAGGGAGGAGCUGUUCGACGCGUGGGCGGCGCAGUGCUGGUGGGCGGACAACCACGACAGCAUCGCCGAGCUCUACAGCCUCGUCCAGACCGACGAUGACGACGACGACGACGCCGUAGCGGCGGAGGCCAUGUUGCCGGCCACCCCAUGCCAGUCCGAGGAGGAGGAUGGCGGCGCCGGAGCAGAGUCUCAGUCAUCUCGGUCGCCGUCAACGUCCACCUUCUCCGGCGGCCCUUCCAGCGGCAGCGGCGGCGGCGAGUCGGCCGGCACGCUGGGCUCGCCGAUACUUGGCCUCAUCACCGCGCCCAGCACCGGAGCGGCUGCCGCCGCCGGGGCCGACCACGACGCCAUCCGCGACCAUCACCACCAGCCGACGGCGGCGCCGUGGAGUGAGUGGGUGGAGGAGUACGAGCCCGGCGUGUUCAUCACCGUCCGAGCCUACCCCGGCCACCGCCUCCAGCUCCGGUGCGUCGAGCUCAGCCGCGAGAUGUUCGGGGAGGUGAAGGCGAGAGUGUGGUGGGAGGAGAACAAGGGCAGGCUGCACCACCUCUACUCUUUCUGAGCUCUUAUUUUCCAUAACAAUUCUGACAAAUUUUACUAGUCAAAUUGAUAUAUUUUUUUUCUGCUGCAAAUCACCGUUACAAGUGAAACGACAUGAGAUUAGUGCCACUAACCAAGUGAGUUAUCAAUCACCUGCAAUCCUUUCAUUCUUCGAGGAA